GUUAGGAAUUCAGCAGUGAGAACGCUUUUUCAGACUCUUGGUAGUCAUGGACAGAAACUUUCUGAAAGUAUGUGGGAGGAUUGCCUUCGGACAUAUGUUUUCCCUACUUUGGACCGCGCUUCUCACAUGGCCGCAGCCUCAUCAAAAGAUGAAUGGCAAGGGAAAGAACUUGGAACUCGUGGAGGGAAAGCAGUCCACAUGCUCAUUCAUCAUAGUCGUAACACAGCUCAAAAACAGUGGGAUGAAACACUUGUACUUAUACUUGGUGGAAUAGCUCGUAUUCUACGCUCUUUCUUUCCUUUCCUCAGAAGCUUAAGCAGUUUCAAAUCAGGGUGGGAAUCUUUGCUUCUAUUUGUGGAAAAUAGCAUUCUAAAAGGUAGUAAAGAGGUUGCUCUUGCGGCAAUAAACUGUUUGCAAAUAACUGUCGUUUCUCAUGCUUCCAAGGGAAACUUACCACUGGCAUGCCUUACAUCAGUACUUAACGUUUACAAGCAUGCUCUUCAGAAGUCAACAAACUAUGGUGGCAAUGCAGCUAGCAACAAGGUGAAGCAGGAGAUUUUACACGGUCUUG
Morus notabilis is the source of this 571-nucleotide messenger RNA. Its product is annotated as protein MON2 homolog. NCBI's taxonomy places the organism in Eukaryota, Viridiplantae, Streptophyta, Magnoliopsida, Rosales, Moraceae. The transcript is spliced from 5 exons. The annotation marks the transcript as partial. The record is from RefSeq and is a predicted model, not a curated record.